CUAAAGCAGUUUUAUUACUUGAAGCAUGUUCUACUACAUUAGGAGAUUAUUAUUUAGGAUUAGCAAAAAUUAAUGCAGACAUUAAAAAAUUACCAUUACAACAAUAUUCAUCAUUUAAACAAGAUUGCUUUGAUAUUAUUAAUAGCUGA
Funneliformis caledonium is the source of this 149-nucleotide messenger RNA. The record is from the annotation of a GenBank genome assembly. NCBI's taxonomy places the organism in Eukaryota, Fungi, Glomeromycota, Glomeromycetes, Glomerales, Glomeraceae.